UUUAGAUUGUUGUAUGAAGAUGUAGGUUUGUAUGUUAUCGUGCCUCUUUCUCUUACUGUUGCAGUGUAAAUGACCUGUAAUUAUGAAGCUGUGGAUCAUGAAACAGUGUGUUUCAGCUUCAGUGUGUUAAUGUGACGUGUUUAAUGGGAGGAGACAGCAGCAGGUUAUAACACACAGCUGAUGUAGAAAUGAAAGUGUUCACUGACUGAACUGCAGCAGAGACUCUACUACUGACUGUUAGACACCAACAUGGGCAACAACUACUCUGAUCUCAAGAAUGAGGAGCUAGAACCACUAACAGCACCAGAGGAGUCAGAAGAGCUAAAGGAGCUGGAACCACUAACAGCACCAGAGGAGUCAGAAGAGCUAAAGGAGCUGGAGGAGCUGGAGGACCUACAGGAACCAGACCUCAGGAUUGUUCUUGUUGGGAAAACUGGAUCUGGGAAAAGUGCAACAGGAAACACCAUCUUAAGAAAGAAGGUUUUUCUAUCUAAAGCAUCUCCUUCCACAGUGACAGCAGAGUGUCAGAAGGAAACAGGAGAGUUUGAGGGUAAAACUCUGGCUGUUGUUGAUACUCCAGGUCUGUUUGACCCCAGAAGAAAAGGAGAGAAACAAAAAGAGAGGGUGAAGCUAGAGAUGGCUAGAGCCAUCUCAUUAGCUUCUCCUGGUCCUGAUGUGUUCCUGAUCGUGAUCCAGUUGAACAGAUUCACAGAAGAAGAACAAAACACAGUAAAACUCAUUCAGAAGGUGUUUGGAGAAAAGGCAGCAGGUUACACCAUGGUGCUGUUCACACGUGGAGACGACCUGGAGGUGGAUGGAGAGUCCAUAGAUGAUUUCAUUGAUCAAAAUCCAGAUCUUCAGAACGUCAUCAGACAGUGUGAUGGAGGACACCAUGUGUUCAACAACAGAGACAAUGAUCCUUCUCAAGUCCAUGAGCUGCUGAAGAAGAUCGAGUCAAUGGUUCAGAGAAAUGGAAGAAGAUACUACACCAAUGAAAUGCUCCAACAGGCUGAGAGAGCCAUAAGAGAAGAGAUGAAACGACUUCUGAGAGAGAAUCCAAAUAUGACGCUCGAAGAGGCCAGAAGAAAGGCGGAGAAAAAAAACAGAUUUAUACGGGUCAUUGCACGGGCUGCUCCUUUUGUUGGAGCAGGUGUUGGAGCAGGUGUUGGAAUAGGUGUUGGAAUAGGCAUUGAAAUAGCUGUUGCAGCAGAAAUUGGAGCAGCUGUUGGAGCUGUGGGAGGUCCAAUUGGAGCUGCAGUUGGAGUUGCAGUUGGAGCUGCAGUGGCAGCUAUAGCUGUAGCAGUGAAGAAGAAGAAGAAGGCUGAUGCAGCAGCAGCAGAAGCUGCUUCCAGCCGUAAUAAACUGGAGCUGAAGGAAAACUAAUGAUGGAAACAGAGUGUAACUUUAGUUUGAUCUUGUUUCUUUGUUCUGCCUCUUCACUGAAUGUAUGGUCUUUACCAGCAGGUAGCUUUCUGCUAAUGUUAGACAUGAUGAGCAUUUUAGUUUCACUGAUCAUUAGUCAUUAUUCAUCAUGGGACUGAUGGGAACUUUCAACUCUUUAGUCCAGAACAAUCCACAGGUCAGAUUGUGUAACAUGUGCUGCUCUUGAUUUGCUUGAAUGAAAAAGGUGAAAGGUUUUAAUAGAGCUUGUUUUCUUGUGCUGUCAGAGGAGGUGUUGGAAAGAAGGAAAGGUUUUGACUGGAAUGAAGCAGUUUGUAUAAAAGCAGUGAGAUGUUUCUGUGUUGAUAAAGUGGGAGCUUUAAAGGUCCAACAACACUGACAUGAUGCUUCAUAUAUCACAUCUACUUUAUGCUACUGUGCUAUGCUACUCUAUCUACUGUCUGCUAACAUGUUAAUAAACAGAAAUAUGACAAAUGA
Lates calcarifer (barramundi perch) is the source of this 1878-nucleotide messenger RNA. RefSeq names its product GTPase IMAP family member 7-like. Lineage: Eukaryota; Metazoa; Chordata; Actinopteri; Centropomidae. The record is from RefSeq and is a predicted model, not a curated record. The coding region runs from base 250 to 1383 and encodes 377 amino acids. The transcript has 2 exons. Gene Ontology annotation, molecular function: GTP binding.